Messenger RNA from Cryptomeria japonica (Japanese cedar), 1103 nucleotides. Its product is annotated as early light-induced protein 1, chloroplastic-like. The transcript has 2 exons. Bases 341 to 925 code for a protein of 194 amino acids. The record is from RefSeq and is a predicted model, not a curated record. NCBI's taxonomy places the organism in Eukaryota, Viridiplantae, Streptophyta, Pinopsida, Cupressales, Cupressaceae.
AUAAUAUCAAAACUGAAACUCGACUGAGCGAUGUCCACCUUUGAGUGGGCGAAAAAUUGGUAGAAUCUUCACGUUGAGGAGGAGAGUAAUGUGUGGAAACUUCACCUAAACAAAUUUGCGGGAUAUUUAAAAGCCACGUUUUCAAAUUUUCACACACUGGAUUGUAAGCUCACGUCAUUCGCUUCCCUGAUUCGGUCCAUUUUACACCACCAAAUUCGAUCCUUCCCAAGCUAUAAAGCCAACAACGAGUCCUCAAGGAGAUAUUCUAAGUAUCAAUCAUUCUUAAGCAACUCGAAAGGAAAGUGCUCUUACAGAAUUCAUCUUUUCUUAGCACUCAUCGAUGGCGGCCAUGGCUUCAAUGAUGAUGAAAGCACCCGCAGCACUUAACUGCGGGGCAGUCAAAACGAAUAGUCAUAUCAGUAGAUUGCCCAACAGUAGCCUCCAAGUCAAGUGCAUGGCUGCAAAGGUUUGCUAUUUUGCUGUUGUUCGUUUAGCUAUUUUGCUCUUUAUUCUUAUGAAGCUUUGGCUAAUGCGUUUUAUUUGGUACGUGAAUCAGGAUCCAAAGGAAACGUCUACCAAGGUGAGCACGAAAUUUGGCGACCUGUUUGCGUUCUCAGGGCCUGCGCCGGAGAUCAUCAAUGGAAGGGCGGCUAUGUUGGGGUUCGUAUCGGCCAUUGCAGUGGAGGUGGCCAGCGGAAGAGAUUUGCUGUCGCAGGUGAAUAGUGGAGGACUGUCGUGGUUUGCGUUAACUGCAGGAUUAAUGACGGUGGGGACACUGGUGCCCCUGUUCAAUGGAAUAUCGAGGGAGAGCACGUCGCAGCCAAUAUUUUCAUCCACAGCAGAAAUGUGGAAUGGGCGCUUUGCUAUGCUCGGCCUCCUCGCAUUGGCUUUCACUGAAUACGUCAAGGGUGGACCGCUUGUAUAAACACCUUAAUAUCUAUUUCUAUUCAAGCACAAGCUCCAGUAUUGGAAGCUCUCAAAUGGCAUUCCAUGUUCCAGUGGAAUUUUCUUGUACUGUUUAGAAUGUCAUACAGUUCAAUUAUACAAAACCUUGUAAAAAAAUUCAAUCUUAUACUAUAAAGAAAGUUUGAGUUCAACGACUA